UUGUUUUUCUCCUUUUUCCAAAGCGUUAUCUUUUUGUGCAAAAGUGUUUCGUCCUGCAAAUUGAUAGGAGAAAAACCAGUAUACUUUGUAAUCGGUUCAAUUAACACCUUCCUGGUAUUUAUUUUUUCAAUCGUUUUACACAUCCGAGCUUACAUUUGGUUGUGGUGCUAGUGAAAAAUUGUUGUUUUCUAAAGAGUGAAUCAUUUUGCCAGCCAUUCACAGACGGUGUUUCUAGCUAGUGCAUUAAAAUAUUCUGUACGCUACGUUCAUUAUUCAGGAGGCAAGUGAAUAGCUCACUACGGGUUUGUUCGUCUGGAAGAUGAUAACGAUUGAUAAGAUUAAAGAAAAGUAUCCGAUCCAUUGGUUUGUCUGGAACAACGAUUUUCGUGAGCUGCAGCAAGCGAUUGAAUCGAGUGAGUACAACUUAGAACAGCUGGACCCGCGAGGUCGAACGCCGCUUAUGCUAGCGGUCAAGCUUUGUCACUUGGAAUGCGUAAAAUUACUUCUAGCGGCCAGAUGUGAUGCCAAUUUCGAAUGCGAUGGAUGGUCGGUGGUUCAAGAGGCAGUCUGCUCUGGCGACGCUAGCAUUCUUACUGCAAUCCUAGAGGUACGAGACCUGCAACGUCACAUCAAACGGGUUUCCCAUGUUCCACAACUGCUGCAACACUUGCAGGACACACCUGAUUUCUAUGUCGAGAUGAAAUGGGAAUUCACCAGCUGGGUUCCGUUGAUGUCGCGCGUUUGCCCUAGUGACACGUACAAAGUCUUCAAAAGAGGUUCGAAUGUGCGAAUUGACACCACCUUACUAGGGUUCGACAACAACAGCUGGCAACGAGGUAAUCGGAGCUACAUUUUCAAGGGACAAGCUGAGACGGCGACCAUGAUCGAAAUUGAUCACGAUACUGGCGAAGUAUCAGUGGAACACAUGCGAAAUAUAGAGGCAGAAGAAAUUGUUGGCAUUGCGCCGUCGAAAGAGUCCGUUUCAUUACGACUUCAAGCGCCGGUCAUUUGUAACCAUAUCGACAUGGACAAGAUCAGUUUUGAACGCAACAAGUCCGGCUUCUGGGGAUGGCGUAGCGAAAAGGUAGAAAACGUAAACGGUUACGAGUGCAAAGUAUAUGGUGCUAGUAACGUAGAAUUUAUUACCCGUACACGUAACGAGCACUUGAGUGAGGAACAGGCCAGAAUUCGCAGCUCACGAACUCCGCUGCAGCAUUUCCUAGGAAUGGCAGAGGAAGAUUACGAUCAUGGUGGUUCGAAUGCGACUAAUAACACGCAAAGUGCACUUAAAGAUACUAGUUCCUCACCACUGCUGGGUCAAACGGAUGAUAGCAGUCCAUUAGAAGGUGCUACCUCGUCAAAUUCAACAACGGAUUUUCCUGCCGGCGCUCCUAGUGCAGAAGAAUAUUUUUCUGACAUUGAUCUUCAAGGAAGAGACGUUGGAAAACCAAAGAGAGUUACUGCCAAAGUGCAACGCUUCAAGGCCAAUCUGUGGCUUAGCGAAGAAUUUCCAAUUAAACUACAGGAACAGGUUUUACCAAUUCUAGAUCUCAUGUCUACUAUGGCUAGUCCACACGUGUCCAAAUUGAAAGACUUUAUCACGAUGCAACUUCCAUCAGGGUUUCCGGUCAGAAUAGAGAUUCCACUCUUCCACGUGCUUAACGCGGUGGUUACAUUCGGAAAUGUGUUCGCGAUUGAUACAGCCGUGACCAACGUUAGCCACCUCAAGGAAUCGGACGAUCGAACGACAUGCAUUAUUGACGACUGCUGUUUCGAUGUUCCUGCCGAAUAUGUUCGACGGGGUAGCGAGUUCAGGCGGCAGGUUACCUUUGAGGACGAGGAUGAAUUGAUGCAGUUUGCCAUCCAGCAGAGUUUGAUUGAAUCUGGUAGCGAGAACGACGAAGUUGACAUUUGGGAGGCACUCAGAGCACAGCGUCCACUAACGCCAAACUUUUACGAGGAAGAACAGUUGCAAAGCUCUACCAAACCUAUAGAUGCUCGUAAAAAUCUUGCACCCGCUUUGCCCAAUUCACUGGCGAAAAGCCCUCUUAAAAAGUUGUUCAACAAAAGUUAACUGUUUUUAGCGAAAUAUAUGUGAGCGCUUUAUGAGAAACAAUAACAUCUCACGUGUAAAUAAUUGUUUUCUAUUUGUUGCGUAACUAAAAACUAUUGAUUUAAAUUUGUCCUUUGGCAAUCUAGUGACAUGAUCUGUUAUGAUAUGCAUCAAACCUAAAACUGAAUGUGCACAUGAGUAUUUAAAAAUCGUAGUUUUAGCAAAGCCAUGAAACUUCUAUCAAACGAUCCCAGUUCCAAUGUAUGCUCCUGGCCUAACAAGACAAUCGUCUUACAACAGAAUUUCGGAUCGGGAGAGACUUUUAGUGUCAAUAGGAUUGUGGCACUAAAUCCAAAAUUGUCCUAUACACUAACAGCUGAUUGUCUAAUUAACAAAAUUAUUUAUAUUUUUAUAACAUUGUUUUUUAAUAAAGUAAAAACGGACGAGGGGUGCUUACAGACGUGUAUACCUCAUUAAGCAUUGUUGAAUAUGAGCAAAAGCAGAUUUCAAUUUAUCAUGUAACGCAGACGUUACAAGAUUAAGGUUGACAUUGGAACUCAGGAUUAUGAAAUUACGUUAUCAAUCAUUUACACAAUACAACUUUGUCCAAAUGUUUACUGUGUAAAGCCACGUUAAAUAAGAGUCAUGAUUAGAGCGUUCCAAUCUUCAUUUUCACUAACGAACAAUCAAGCACCACGCAGAACCCGUUUCCUAACAACCCUUAGAACUCCUGUCAAUACUUAUCUAGAGCAUAGCAAUCCAUCACCCAUCCGUCACUCGAACACUAUCGCUAGUCGAACCAAAACGCUUUUAUAUGUUGUAUCCACAGAGCUUUGCAAGAAUCACUGAUCACUGGAUUUCAAAGUGGAAGUGCAGCUACUUCUGCGGAACAUGAGCAGCAGGCCGUCAACGGUACCGCCGCCGCUCCUGGUGGAAUGCUCGGAAACGAUGAAGUGGACAGCAUUCCC
Messenger RNA from Wyeomyia smithii (pitcher-plant mosquito), 3021 nucleotides. Its product is annotated as ankyrin repeat domain-containing protein 13B. NCBI's taxonomy places the organism in Eukaryota, Metazoa, Arthropoda, Insecta, Diptera, Culicidae. The record is from RefSeq and is a predicted model, not a curated record. Gene Ontology annotation, molecular function: protein binding. The transcript has 5 exons. Gene Ontology annotation, cellular component: cytoplasm. The coding region runs from base 320 to 2074 and encodes 584 amino acids.